This is a messenger RNA of Aspergillus thermomutatus, 1329 nucleotides long. RefSeq lists its product as uncharacterized. The record is from RefSeq and is a predicted model, not a curated record. Lineage: Eukaryota; Fungi; Ascomycota; Eurotiomycetes; Eurotiales; Aspergillaceae. The coding region runs from base 1 to 1329 and encodes 442 amino acids. The transcript has a single exon.
AUGUCCCAUCCACCUGCGUCGCUCCGGGCAGCCUGCGCUCAUCCGGACUCGCUAUUCACCAUUCCGGAGGAGGAUCUCCUGCGCCUGGUAUAUAAGGAGUUUUCCCAAGAGAUCGACCGUCUCAAGAGAGCGUACUCCGUUCGGCCGCGUCGCCCCUCAACCCCGCCCAACACCACGUCGCCCUCGUGCCUCCUGUACAAACAGAACUACGACGAGGUAAACCGGACGCUCGUAGCACUCCUGACCCUACGAUGGAUUUACACAGGAGAAUAUGAGAUCUUAGUUGGGUCCCAGUCUCCAGAGCUCCGCUUAUCCAUGUCCUCAUUCGAUUGGAUCCGGAGAUUCUACGCCCAAGCCAUCAAGGGCCCGAACGAUCUCUACAUCCUCAUCACCUCCGUCGUCAUCAAUGAUCUAGGCAAGGACGCCCAGCUCGCAUCGAAUUACCGCGUCCUGACAGGGAAAGACAUCUCUACUCUCAACCACGACGCCGUCCUCCUCAACGUAUGCACGGCCGCACGGAGCCUCAUCCCGGCGCUGGCUCACUUCCCCGCCCCGCAAGACCGUGACCAUCUCAUCAGCGGGAUCGAAAUCGGCGCCUCCUUCAACUUUGGCCAGCUGGCACAGGCAGAAAACGCCCCCGCCUGCCUGUCUGUUUUCCAGACGAUGAAGGCCCCUCACCACCGCCACAGCGUCCAGCUCCGCUUCAUGGAGCAGCUACUGGAUGUUGCGGGCGCGGCAGGCCACCUGGACUGGACCUGUGCCAAAACACUCACCCAGCCGGUUUUCGACGCGUACCGCGAUGUCUAUGAUGCCUGCGAGGGCGUCAUGGCUGGCACACUCGAUGUGCGCAGUGGGUAUGACCUUGUCUUGGCGCGACGGGCGCAUCGUCUCCAUACCACGGGCUUCCGGCUGCUUCAUGUGGAGGAGGAUCGAGAAGACCGGGCCCUGAUGCGGGUGUUGUGCAUGGGGGGCGUGACGUCGCUGGACACCGCGCGGCGCUAUGAGGCCGCGUGGAGGACUCUCGGCAACGCAACCCGGGAGGCGCUGGUCAAUGCCCUUAAUGUUGUGGGCUCGAAGGAUGAGCCAGCCGUUCAGCCGACGUAUAUGCCUGCAUUGCUUGGCAGCGUCCACGAUGACCAGCGAGCGUUGGCAUGUGCACUGGGGUAUCUUGCUCGGGUCAUGGGUGCGACGACGAAUCUGCCAGAUUGCACACCAGUGGUUGUUGAGAGGAGUAUGUUGGGCGUGCUGAAGCAGUACAUUGAGGGCGGAGAUUUCGAUCCUACUGUUCUUGAGAGGCUUGAUGUACCGGAUGCUGUGGUUGCUCUGUAA